ACUGGGCAAAACAGAAAGCAAAGGGAAUUCUGCUGCGCCUGUAAAAAGCUCCUGCUAGACCUGCGAAGGACCGAAGGAGGCAGCGCUUACAAGUGCAGAAAGGCUUUACAUUUCAAUCAGAAUCUGAAAGACUGAAGCAAGGGGAUAUGUGACUCUGUCCUAUUUUAUCUCUAUGCGCAAACGACGGACAACUCAUGUGGCUCAAAGCAGGGAAUACUGGGAUUGUAUUAUGCCGAUAUUGAUAACAAUAUAUAAGCUGUAAAGAUAGGAAACAGAAAUUAUGAAAGAUGAUAGUUACAACAUGGACAAAAAAGGCUUGUGAUUUAAAAAGUGAUAUUAAGCAAAAGCUGAUCUUUUUACCCUUCUUUUUGCUUUUAACUGUGCUGCUUGUGAUCUUGUUUCUCUACCAAUACCUCGGCAAUGUAUAUUUUUCCAAUGGAGAAUCCAAUGUUGAGCAAAAUUUCUGUCCAUAUGGCAACUUCAAAUUAGGAACUAUGAAGAAUUGCUCACCAUGGUUGUCUUGCAAGGCUAUAAAAAGAGAAGUCCGUAAACUGAAAUAUGUUGAUGAAGGAGCUGUAAAAAGGGUUUUUCUUUCUGAGUGGAAAGAAAACAAAGUGGCACUUUCCCAGCUAACUGUGCCAGAGUUACAAGAAGACUUUAUUCAUGGGCUUCAGACACUAAAAAAGUUACAAAGCAAGCAUGUGGUCAAACUCCUUGGAUUUUGUGAAGAGGAGUUCAUGAUUCUUACGGAGUAUCACCCAUUUGGAUCCUUGAAAAAUGUUAAUGAGAUAUUGAACCUGCCAAAAUAUAAAAAUUACAAUACAUGGCAUAACAGAUUUCUGCUUGCCAUAGGCUAUGUGAGCAUUAUCCAUUUUUUACACAACAACCCCCUUGGCACUUUUGUUAUGUGUGACUCCAAUGAUCUAAAUAAAACACUGUCGCAAUACUUAUUGACCAGCAGCUUUCAUGUGGUUGUGAAUGACUUGGAUGCCUUGCCCCUCUUGAAUAGGAGGGCUGGUGAAUUGAUCAAGUGUGGUCAUCGGGAACUGGAAGGUGAAUGGGUUGCUCCUGAGCAGCUAUGGCCAUAUGGAAAAGAAGUACCUUUUGAAGACCAUCUCAUGCCUCCCUAUAAUGAAAUGGUAGACAUAUGGAAAAUCCCUGAUGUUUCUAACUUUCUUUUGGGAGAUGUCGAUGGAAGUGAUCUUGUCAGAUUUCACUUAUUCAGUAUACAUGCAGCAUGUAAAAAAAAUGCAUAUGAAAGACCUUCUGCUCAGAUAGUACUAGACAGAUAUAAAAAUGUUCUUGCUUCACUUUUGAAAGAAGCAACUGUGUCCAAUACAAGGGACAUGUUAUAAAAAAUUAAUGGAAUGCUUCAAUAACACAAGUAGUAUUGGGUAUGUUCAAUGUCCAUUGUUGUAUGAUUUUUUUUUCUUCAAUCAAAAAUAGUUGAGAAUGUUAUAAGCAUAAGUGGGGAAAUUCUUAAAUAACUUCAAAUGUUUGUAAGAGCUUGUAUAGGAACAAAAAUGUGUGCUUGAAAAUUCAAAUUGUUUUUAUAAUUUUAAAAUAAAAUUC
This is a messenger RNA of Protobothrops mucrosquamatus (brown spotted pit viper), 1572 nucleotides long. RefSeq names its product protein O-mannose kinase (gene POMK). Gene Ontology annotation, biological process: protein O-linked glycosylation; carbohydrate phosphorylation; protein phosphorylation. Lineage: Eukaryota; Metazoa; Chordata; Lepidosauria; Squamata; Viperidae. The record is from RefSeq and is a predicted model, not a curated record. Bases 288 to 1355 code for a protein of 355 amino acids. Gene Ontology annotation, cellular component: endoplasmic reticulum membrane. Gene Ontology annotation, molecular function: protein tyrosine kinase activity; ATP binding; carbohydrate kinase activity. The transcript has 4 exons.